Zingiber officinale is the source of this 318-nucleotide messenger RNA. RefSeq names its product protein indeterminate-domain 14-like. NCBI's taxonomy places the organism in Eukaryota, Viridiplantae, Streptophyta, Magnoliopsida, Zingiberales, Zingiberaceae. The transcript has a single exon. Gene Ontology annotation, biological process: gravitropism. Bases 1 to 318 code for a protein of 105 amino acids. Gene Ontology annotation, cellular component: nucleus. The record is from RefSeq and is a predicted model, not a curated record.
AUGGAAGAGGAUGAUCAAAGAGAGCGUCGUCCCGUGCUCGACCUCAACUUGUCGAUCAGCACUGGCUCGCGUCCGCCUCCAAGCCAGGAGCCCACUCGAGCUGCCGCCCUGGAGAACGCUCACGCCGCAAGGUUGAGGGAGAUGGCGCGGCGGGAGCUGCAGCUGGCCGAGCAAGACCUGGCGCGAGCGAGGCUGAUCUGGGAGCGGGCCAGCGAGGAGAUGGAGAAGGCAGAGAGGAUGAAGGGAAUCGCUGCCGGAAUGAACUCCGCCUGCCUGGAGAUCACCUGCCGGAAUUGCCACCGGAGGUUCCGCCCGUGA